Messenger RNA from Entamoeba dispar SAW760, 1320 nucleotides. RefSeq lists its product as uncharacterized. Gene Ontology annotation, cellular component: R2TP complex; Swr1 complex; NuA4 histone acetyltransferase complex. The transcript has a single exon. Gene Ontology annotation, molecular function: DNA helicase activity; ATP hydrolysis activity; ATP binding. Bases 1 to 1320 code for a protein of 439 amino acids. NCBI's taxonomy places the organism in Eukaryota, Evosea, Mastigamoebida, Endamoebidae. The record is from RefSeq and is a predicted model, not a curated record. Gene Ontology annotation, biological process: box C/D snoRNP assembly; regulation of transcription by RNA polymerase II; chromatin remodeling.
AUGGAAAUUGUAGAACUCCACAAUGAACAACCAAAAGAACGUACUUCUUCUCAUUCACAUAUUAAUGGACUUGGAUUAGAUGCUAAUGGAAAUGUAAUAAAUAAUAAAUGUGGACUUGUUGGACAAGAAAAUGCACGAGAAGCACUUGGAUUAAUUGUUGAAAUGGUAAAAGCAAAACGAAUGGCUGGAAGAGGUAUUUUACUUGCAGGUGCACCAGGAACUGGUAAAACAGCAUUAGCACAAGCAUUAGCAAAAGAAUUAGGAGAACAUGUUCCAUUUAGAGCAAUGGUAGGGUCAGAAGUAUUUUCAUCAGAAAUUAAAAAAACAGAAGUAUUAAUGGAAAAUUUUAGAAGAGCAAUUGGAAUAAAAAUUACAGAAAUAAAAGAUGUAUAUAUUGGAGAAGUUAAAGAAAUUAAUCCAGAAUUUCAACCAAAUGCUGUUGGAGGAUAUGGAAAAACAGUAUGUGGAGUAAUUGUUUCAUUAAAAACAAAUAAAGAAACAAAACAAUUAAGAUUAGAUCCAGGAAUAUAUGAUAAAUUACAAAUUGAAAAAGUUACAUUAGGAGAUGUUAUUAGUAUUGAAUCAAAAUCUGGUGAUGUUAAAAGAAUGGGAAAAUGUGAUAAUUAUGCUUUAGAACAUGAUCUUGAAAAUGAUAAAUUUAUUUCACUUCCUAGUGGUGAUGUACAUCAAAAAAGAGAAGUAAUUACAUAUGUUUCAUUAUAUGAAUUAGAUGCAGCUAAUAUUAAAUCACCAAAUGGAAUUGAUUCUUUUGGAGGUAAAAAAAUUGAAAUGACAGAUAAAUUAAGAAGAGAAGUUAAUAAAAUGGUUAAUAAAUAUAUUAAUCAAGGAAUUGCUGAAUUAAUUCCUGGAGUAUUAUUUAUUGAUGAAAUUCAUAUGUUAGAUGCAGAAUGUUUUGCAUUCUUAAAUAGAGCAUUAGAAUCAACAUUAGCACCUAUUGUUGUAUUUGCUACAAAUAGAGGAUUAGUACAAGUAAGAGGAACAGAAGAUUUUGCACCUCAUGGAAUACCAUUAGAUUUAUUAGAUAGAUUAUUAGUAAUUGUAACAAAACAAUAUACUCUUCAAGAGCUCUUAAAAAUUAUUAAUAUUCGUGCAGGAAUUGAAAAUGUUGAAUUAUCUGAACAAGCAUUAUUAUCAUUAGCUGAAUUAGCAACACAAACAUCAUUAAGAUUUACUCUUCAAAUGUUAACACCAACAUCUAUAGUAGCAAAAACAAAUGGUAAUAUAGUAAUUCAAAAAGUUGAUGUUGACAUGGCAAUUUCAUUAUUUGCUGAUGCAAAAAAAUCAGCAAAUACUUUAUAA